UUAGGAUUGGGUGUUUGUAGUCCAACCUCAGACUGCUAGUCUUACGUUUUUCCGUUCUGGUCUAAGAAAGAUGGAGGAGUAUGCCAGAGAGCCAUGCCCCUGGAGGAUUGUGGAUGAUUGUGGAGGAGCAUUCACCAUGGGGGCAAUUGGUGGUGGAAUAUUUCAGUCAGUUAAGGGCUUUCGCAAUGCACCUAUUGGAUUUCGUCAUAGGCUGCGAGGAAGUGCAAAUGCAGUUAGGAUCCGGGCACCUCAAAUUGGUGGUAGUUUUGCUGUUUGGGGUGGUCUGUUUUCCACUAUAGAUUGUGGUUUAGUCAAGCUUCGCGGAAAAGAAGACCCCUGGAACUCCAUUACCAGUGGAGCAAUGACAGGAGCAGUGCUAGCAGCACGGAGUGGGCCUUUAGCUAUGGUGGGCUCAGCAAUGAUGGGAGGGAUACUCCUAUCACUGAUAGAGGGAGUUGGCAUCCUCCUGACCAGAUACACUGCACAGCAAUUUCAAAAUCAAAUAAUACUUGGAGAGGACUCAGGCCCACUUCCUCCAAAGGAUCCAUCUCAGCAGAAGGGCUACCCUGGAUAUGGACAGUACCAGUAGAUCAGCACAGUUCCAGCCUUGGACAUUAUCUACACACCCUGACAGGUUUUGCUCCUGGCGAUGGGGCUAAAUAAGCUACAGCAGAUUGUGCAUUUUCCAGUUUUCUUUAAACAGUGCAGGCUUGGCUCAGUGUGAUCCAUGAUGUGAAGCUGUAACUAGAUAGAUUUAAGCUGCAGCCAUUUGAAGCCAGCAAUCCUGACACAGGAAAACAUUUUUUUUCCUUCCCUGUGGAUUUUUUUAUACUUCUGGAUGGAUUCUUUAUAUUUACAUUUUAGCGCAUUACAAGAAAAAUGAUCCCUUUAUGAUUUCAACAAAACUAUUGUUCAGUUAGCUGUUCCUCCAGUUCAUGGCUCUGUUUUACCUGGCAAGUAAAAAGCUGCCACCAGCGCAGAACAUCAUUUUAUGCUGUUACAGCAACUUAACAAUUAUUGCCUAAAUGUUGUGCUUAGAAAGGAGAUGACAGCUGUCGAGCAGAUUAAAACUAAAUGAAACAUGAAUUCUAAUUUUGAACCUCUUAGACUGACAAGUGGACUCUCUUUUGUUGUCAUAAAGAAAUUCCUGCUUGGUAAAGGUGAAAGCCUGCUUUCUUUCCAGGACUGGCCAUUACGGCCCAGACAGGCUUUGUGAGUUUUAAAUGUAUUAACAGAAUGUGACAGGGGAAUUUGGUCAGUUGCAUAAUGCUGUGCUGCACAACUAGCUUUCCCAAUGAGGAUGGUACUACACCGUUUUAAUAAAAAGACCACUGUAUGUUUAGUGUCCUCAUUAAAGACCUUACUGACUUGUGGAACUACUA
Polypterus senegalus (gray bichir) is the source of this 1382-nucleotide messenger RNA. It is a transcript of the gene timm17b, whose product is annotated as translocase of inner mitochondrial membrane 17 homolog B (yeast). Gene Ontology annotation, molecular function: transmembrane protein transporter activity. Gene Ontology annotation, biological process: protein import into mitochondrial matrix. Lineage: Eukaryota; Metazoa; Chordata; Cladistia; Polypteriformes; Polypteridae. Gene Ontology annotation, cellular component: mitochondrial inner membrane; TIM23 mitochondrial import inner membrane translocase complex. The coding region runs from base 71 to 589 and encodes 172 amino acids. The transcript is spliced from 6 exons. The record is from RefSeq and is a predicted model, not a curated record.